This is a messenger RNA of Protopterus annectens (West African lungfish), 3740 nucleotides long. It is a transcript of the gene SEC63, whose product is annotated as SEC63 homolog, protein translocation regulator. Gene Ontology annotation, molecular function: RNA binding; transmembrane protein transporter activity. Lineage: Eukaryota; Metazoa; Chordata; Ceratodontiformes; Protopteridae. Gene Ontology annotation, biological process: post-translational protein targeting to endoplasmic reticulum membrane; SRP-dependent cotranslational protein targeting to membrane. The record is from RefSeq and is a predicted model, not a curated record. Gene Ontology annotation, cellular component: Sec62/Sec63 complex. The coding region runs from base 105 to 2384 and encodes 759 amino acids. The transcript is spliced from 27 exons.
UGCGCAAGGCCACGUCCUCACACUGUAUCUCGCGAGUUUCUUCACUCCUGCUGUUCAAUGGCUGUAUCGUAGUGGGUUAUAAUUUUGGAAUGUGCUUGUGAGCUAUGGCUGGCCAGCAGUUUCAGUAUGAUGACAGCGGAAACACAUUCUUUUAUUUUCUCACUUCUUUUGUAGGGCUAAUUGUUAUUCCCGCUACUUACUACUUUUGGCCUCGGGACCAGAAUUCAGAGCAGAUCCGUUUGAAUAAUUUAAGAAAAGUUCAUGGAAGAUGUCUCUGGUACCGCUUGAGGCUGUUGAAACCACAGCCAAAUAUCAUUCCAAGAAUAAAAAAAUUAGCCCUCCUUGCUGGAUGGGUAUUAUUUAUAUUCCUGGCGUACAAAGUUUCACAGACAGAUCGAGAAUAUCAAGAAUACAAUCCUUACGAAGUGCUAAGUUUAAAACCAGGUGCAGCUCCAGCAGAAAUAAGAAGGCAAUAUCGACUUCUGUCUCUGAAAUUCCAUCCAGAUAAAGGUGGAGAUGAAGCUAUGUUCAUGAGAAUUGCUAAGGCUUAUGCUGCCUUAACAGAUGAAGAAUCUCGGAAGAAUUGGGAAGAAUACGGUAAUCCAGAUGGGCCACAAGCAACAAGUUUUGGUAUAGCUUUACCUGCUUGGAUUGUGGACCAAAAAAAUUCCAUGCUGGUGUUGUUUGUAUAUGGACUGGCUUUCAUGGUUAUUCUUCCAGUUGUCGUGGGCUCUUGGUGGUAUCGCUCAAUACGUUACAGUGGAGAUCAGAUUCUUAUUCGUACAACUCAGAUCUAUAUGUGCUUUAUAUACAAAACUCGAAAUAUGGAUAUGAAACGGCUUAUAACGGUUUUGGCUGCAGCCGCAGAGUUUGAUCCUCAGUUUAACAAGGAAGCUCUAAGUAGGCCAACAGACAACGUUGAAGUGCCUCAGACUGCAUAUGAGGAAACUUCAAUGAUACUUAAAAAGUCUUUGGUGCCACCAUUCUCAUGUCCCUACUCCUUUAAGGCACCGAUCUUAGAUCUCAGCCAUCUCAACAACCGUGAAGAAGGAAAAACUCUGGAGGAAGACCAGAUUUAUGUCAUCAUACACUGCCCUGCCCUGUUGAGGCUUAUGUUCAAUAACCUCUGCAAGAAGAGUCUCAGAGCUGCAGGAACUCAUGGCGAUUUCCGUGCCCCAAGUUUGACAACAUUAGAGAACUGUAUGAAGCUCUCUCAGAUGAUUGUACAGGGACUGCGCCUGCAGCAGAUGAAGAAUCCUUUACUUCAGCUUCCUCAUAUUGAUGAAGAUAAUUACAGACGGGUAGUUAACCAUAAAAAGUACAAAAUCAAAAGUAUCCAAGAUCUCGUCAGCUUGAAAGAAUCUGAACGCCGUAGCUUACUGCAUUUCCUUGAUGAGGACAAAUAUGAAGACAUUAAAGCUGUGCUUGGUAGUUUUCCUCAUGUUACCAUGGAUAUCAAGCCACAAGUUUUAGAUGAUGAAGACAGCAAUAAAAUCACAGUAGGAUCCUUGGUCACAGUGCUGGUCACAGUAAUGAGACAAUCAAUGUCAGAGAUAUUCGAAAUGGAGCAGACAGUUUGUAUAACAGAAGACCAACCGGUCGAUGAUGGGUUACAGCAAGGUGACAUGGGCAAAGGCAAGAACAAAGGAUGGCAGCAGAAAAGCAAAGGAUCUAAAAAACCCUUUAAGUCAAAGAAAAAGAAGCCAGUGAAAAAGAAAGGAGCCAUUCAGCCAUCACAAGUGCAGCAGAAACAGCCUGGUCAGAAGCAGGCUAAUGGCACUAUUGGAAAUGAAGUGGCCAUUAAAGACGAUGAGGAUAUUUCAGAUAAAGGGAGUGACUCUGAAGAAGAUGAUAACAUUAAAGAUUCCCAAAGUGAAAAGGAGGAUGGAAGUGAUGCAGAUACAGAUAAAGAAGUACUCGAGAAGGACAACAAAGAUGAUGAAGCAGAAUGGCAAGCUCUUCAGCAAAGCAUUCAGAGAAAAGAAAGAGCAUUUCUAGAAACCAAAUCCAAAGUUACACAUCCAGUUUACAGUCUUCACUUUCCUGAGGAAAAACAGGAGUGGUGGUGGAUAUAUAUCGCAGACAAGAAGGAUCAGAAACUAGUAGCGAUGCCAUACCAUAUCUGUACUCUUAAAGAUAGAGAAGAGGUUGAACUGAAAUUCCCAGCACCACGUAGACCUGGAAUUCAUCAGUAUAUUGUAUGUCUAAGAUCUGAUUCAUAUUUUGGCUUAGACCGUGUUCAAUCAUUAAAGCUGGAAGUGCAUGAAGCCAAGCCAAUUCUAGAAAACCAUCCUCAGUGGGAAACCUCUGCCGAGGGUGAAGAUGACCAAGAGGACAGUGAAGGCUUUGAGGAAAGUGAAGAGGAAGAGGAAGACGACGAUUAAUUGCAACUAUGGAAUGUUGUCUCAACACUUUUGCACACACAUUCAGCCUCUUGCUGUUCUAAUAUGUGAACUGUUCAAUAAAGUGGGAAUCAAGAUACAAACCUACUGGUCAGCCAUGUACGUUUUUAAUUCCUUUUGCCUACAAAUUCUAAACUGUAUCAUGAUCUCACUGUAUAAGGUCAAGUAAACUUUUUGGCGUGAAUACUGCAGUGAUGAUGUGCUUGACCCUUAUUUGAACUGGAAGUGGAAGUAACAUUGCCACUAUACUGUGAUUGCUUAUAAAAUCGGCUUAGUAUUGUUUCCUUAUUGUUUGAUGGUCUUGGCACACUUGAGGCAAAAUCAGGAUUUUGUGACCUGCUUAAGGAGAUUAGGAUGCAAAUGAAUCUCAGGUGAUACAGCAGAAUUUAUUGCCCAAACAUAUGCUUUUCUUAUGUUAGUAACGGUCUUACUUUGGCAAACAAUACUCAUUAGCCAUACUUACCAUGAUACUGUUUAAACAUCGAUGUGUGGUACUUUUGUUUUCAUUUAUUUGUCGGAACAUGUGCUAGCACCAUCAUAAUAUAUCCACAGUAUAAAUAUAGUGUAUAUGGUCAGAAGUAUAUAUUUUAAUAGAAGUUUUUUUAAAAGAUAAUUGUUAAUAUCAGUCAUCGUGACUAUAUUUGAAUUUAUUUGCUAUGUUCUUAUCAAGCUGUUUAAAAUAGCUUUACAAGUUAAACAUACAGUGCUGGUUCCUUAUGUUAGGUAUAUAAUGUUGGAAAAAAUGUAAAGUUUUGCCUCCUCCAGUCAAUCACUACUGCUGUUCUGCACUGCUGAAUGAGGAUGAGACAGAUGCACAGCAAAACAAAGGAUAACAAUAUUGUGGAUGACCUUUACAUUUUUGAUUUUGUGCCCUAUCUUUAAAGGUCUGGUUGUAAAUUAGGUAUGAUUUACAUUUUAAUGCUGUUAUAUUCUGAUUCUCAUAGAUAUAAAUGUAAUUUUUACUUAUUUCUUAAGUACCUCAUGUAAAUAACGUACUAAAAUGAGAAAGGUCACCAGGACUUGCAGCUGUAUGGUAUGUCAUUUCAAAAUUGUCAUAAUCAUCAUCAGACAUGAGAAGAACAUUUUUUGAAAGUGGUAAUUUGUGGCCAUACAGGCAUACUGAUAAUUUAGUUCCACCUCCUUUUUUUUACUGGCAUAUUGCCGAAUAUGCUGUCAUUUAGAGGCUUCACUGCUGUACGUGUGAUACUGCAGCAAAGCCUUUCCAAGUUGUAUACGUUUGUAUUUUGUUAAUUCUUAACUUAAUGUGUAAUGCCACAAAAAGUAAUUCCCAUAAGUUCUGUGGUUUUUCUCUUAUAAUAAAGCCCUCUUUCACUGUAA